This is a messenger RNA of Linum trigynum, 4564 nucleotides long. The record is from the annotation of a GenBank genome assembly. NCBI's taxonomy places the organism in Eukaryota, Viridiplantae, Streptophyta, Magnoliopsida, Malpighiales, Linaceae.
CGUUGCAUUAUGAACAAUACUAAAUAAUACGAAUAUGAGCUCGAGCCAAGCAUGCGAGCUAAUUGACGAGCAACAAAAGCUUGAUCGAGUAGAUCUCGUGAGCUUAUUAACUAGUCGAGCUCCAGCUGAACUCGUUUCCCGGAUCAGUUCAAAAUUCGACUCGAUACGACUCAUUUGCGACAACCCCUAUUUGGUGAUUUUACCAUAACAGAAUUGGCUAUCAAAGUAUAUACACUUCCACUGUUCCACAGUUCACACUUCACACUUCACACUUCACACUUGUCUCCUUCCUCCCCGAGUCCCUCUCCUUUUGAGCUGACGCCGACCUCGCGGCGAUUCUAUGACGUCCAAGGAGAAAUCUGACGGUUCGGCGUUUUUCCCAAUCUCACCAACCACGCUCACAUCUCCACCGUCGAUUCCAAUCCAAAAUCUCGUUUCCCAUUCUAAUUAGUAGUGGGCCCCGGAUGGCAUCCUCGGGACAGACAUAGUGGGGGCCCACCGAAUGUUGUAAAGCCCACCAAACACCUCACCGACUGUGAAUAUAAACCCAGUACAUCCCGGACCCACCUCCGCAGUCCGUAGUCUCCCGCCCCAGUUUAUAUUUUUUUUGUCUGUUGAAAUUUCAUUUGUCCGUAUUUUCUUCCGUUUUCUAUCAGAUUUAAUUAAUAUUAUUGGCAGAAAAUUUACGUUUGAACACCGUGAUUUUUACACCGUAUUAACUGACAAUUUAAUUCUGAAAGCGUGCAUGCUUUGGAUACGACAAAGAUCUGGAUUUCCCAGCGUGCAUGCUUUGAAAUUCGACCAGCCAAUUAGAAUUGUUUGAUAAUUAACCGACUAAUAUACCAAAAAAAUAAAAUUACAUGUUGUAUUCUGUUAAUUAUAUUAUCUCAAAGAAUAGCUGUACGCGACAAGCUGGCAGCUGCUGAGUGGCAUGCGGCGGGAUGAGGGUUUUGUGGUUUGUAGUGACUUAUAUAAUAUUUUAUACUGAAGUUGUGGUUCAAAAUUUUCAUACCGCUAAAUUUUUCUAUCAAAUUUCACUUUUGAUAGGCGGUUUCUUCGAUCGAACUGCUGGUACGGUGUUAAGAGUAGCGGUGGGCUACCUUUUCCAUGCCUUCUUAUUCACGUCCCCCGCCCGCCCUCUUCCUUUCCUUCACACAACACCAAACACUCUUCUUUCCCUUCUCCUCUAUAUCUGCCAUUUCCCUCCCCCUCUGUCCUUCCUUCUUCUCCACGCUUCUCUGUCUGCUAGCUUCAUCUGACUACGUUCUAGUAUACUCAUCCAGGAUCCAACUCAGUUGCUUCUUUCAUAUCCAAUCCCUCGAUCUACUUCCUGGGUUUUCCAACUCGACCUCAAAGAAUCAAUUAUCAUGGGGCUUACUUCUCUGCAAGUUUGCAUAGAUUCCGCUGACUGGCUCCAGCAGGUCCAGGCGGGCACGAUGGAGGACGAGUCGGGAAUCAUAAUGGACUCCUCGUCGUCCUUAUCCCCAUCAAGCGGCGGAGGAGGAGGAGGGGACAUGAUGCUGGCGGCCGCCUGCUCGAGGCCGGCCGCCAUGAUGGAGCGGCGGCUGAGGCCGCCGCACGACCAGUCCCUGAAAUGCCCCCGGUGCGAGUCGACGCACACCAAGUUCUGCUACUACAACAACUACAGCCUCACCCAGCCCCGAUACUUCUGCAAGACCUGCCGCCGCUACUGGACCAAAGGCGGCACCCUCCGCAACAUCCCCGUCGGCGGCGGCUGCCGCAAGUCCAAGAAACCCUCGUCAUCCGGCGGCAAGAACAAGCAUUAUUCAAACUCGUCAUCGGCCACGUCCUCGCCUUCCUCCUCGUCGUCACACCACCUGCUGCAUCACCAUGACCUCAUCAUGAAUCAUCAUCAUCAUCAUAACAACCACCACUUCAACUCCUUGCUGCUCGGCGGCAGCAGCAGCAACAUGGCUGGUGGCGGCACUAUUGGUCUCAUGAUGAACAACAACAACAACAACAAUGAUGUGAUGAUGGAGCCGAUUGACUUCCUGGAGAGCAAGCUGGAGGCCAUCGUCGGCAGGAAUGCUGCUACGGCCAACAACUGUGAUUUCAUGGGGAACGGUGCUGCUGCUGAUAUUGUUACCAAUAAUGAUCAUCAGAAUCUGGGGUUGGGAGGGCUUGGUGGUAAUUUCCAUGGCAUGAUGAGCUACGGUACCGGUGAACCUUCUGACAAUGAUAACUACGCCACCGCGGUGGCUGCUGCUGCUGGGAUGAGUAGUUUCAUGGAGACUUGCCAGAGGUUGAUGCUGCCUUACGACCACGACCACCACCACCACAACAACAACGUGGAGAUUCGUGACGACGAUGUGAAGCCGACGACGGCCAAGCUUUUAUCACUUGACAGCUGGCAGCAAGACCACCACCUUCAUCAUCAUGAGGAAACUCCUACUACUGGGUUCGGGUAUCUCAACGGGGCUUGGAACAAUAACGGCGGUAGUAGUAGUAUCACUAGUGUUCAUGCUAACAGUAGUAACGCCGUGAAUCGUCACCAUCUUCCUCAUCAUCUCGUGAUGAAUGGUUAUAACGGCGGCGGCUCCUCCUCCACCGCCGCCGCCACCACCAAUCCUCUCUUGUAAUGCAAACAUGCACGUUAAUUAAGCACACAUGCAGAAUCUCGCUUACCGGCCGUUUAGUUUAACUAAUUAUAUCUGGAUCAAGUAGUAGUACUGCUUUAAUUAGUUGCUUUGAGAUCGGGGUGGAAAAAAAGAGAAAGGGAGGAGGGUUAUGAUAUGAUGAAAUGGUCCUGUGCUGAUGACGUGGAAGGUUCGAUGAUCAGUCAGAUCCGACUGUGCUUUGGCAGGUUUCGAGGCGGCGGAGAUAGUGUGUGGGAAAGCUAGCUAGCUAAUUAUAUAUAGGUGUGAAUGGGGAAUGUUUGUUGGAGCACCAAAACUACGACUGAAUUAUCUCUCUCUCUGCAUGACUUUCUGUCUUUAUUAAUUAAUUUUUCAUUCGUCUUUUUGAUCGUGAGUUGCAUGUGUCGUUGAGGCCUGAGGGUACUGGUGGAUUGUGAGAAGACGUUCGAAAUUCAAAGCUAUGUAGCUGUAGGGUUAUUGUGUUGUAAUCUCGAGGACGAUCUGUAGUAGUGCUGUCGAAAAUUAAGAAUGGUUUGUGUUGGAAUUAACGACAAAUGAGGACGAAUCUCUUGUCUUUCCUUCUUUUUUUGGGCUUUCGAUCAUUCUUUGUUGCUUUUGUACUUCUUUCAGGGCCGGAUGAGGAAUUGAAAAAUUGGGGGAGCAGUAGUACUGUGGCCCCCUGCUGAGAAGACUGCACUUUUCCUUUACAAGUGACCAGAAACGUACUUUGAUCAUGGCUUUGGGCUGUAGUUAUUUAAUCUGUGAUCUAAACAGAUCAUGAUUGACAGUGGCAGACUCAGUAAUUUUUUAUAGGGUUAUCCUCUUUUAAAAUUAAAUUAAAUUUAAUAAAAAUACAAAUACAAAUUAAAUAAUUAAUAAAAAUAAAAUGUAAAUAAGAAAAUACAUUACUCAUACACAUCGGCGGAUCCAGGAUAUAGUACAACACUAGGCCGCAUUUGAAUGGAAUAUUGGAUGCCAUAAACAAAAAAUAUAUAUAAUAAAUAUAAUUUAUUAAUUUUCAUUCAUUACAAUGCUAAUUUGGAAAAGAAAACCAGCGGUCGACGAACUGGCGGAGGAAUCCAUUUCGGAUCCGGUCGUCUCUUAUUCUUGUUCUUGCUUUAGUCGAUAGAGAUUUUUUUUUAUUUCAAUGAAACUUUAUACUUAGUCUUUUACGUUAUAGACUUUUGAAUUUUAUUGUUUUUUUUUCAAAUAAAAAUAAUCCGUGCUAGAUUUUCUACGCUAAAUUUAGUGUAGUCGUUUGGAUAUGUUCAAUUGUUCAUCUAGACCAUUUUCCUAGUUACACAAAAUCCUAUUAUCAAAUAACACUAAGCCGAUUUUUAAAUAGCACUGGGCCAAAUAUCUAAAAUCGAAAAACUUAUAAGCACUAUACUAGCUCUGAAUCCGGAGGAGGGCUGGGCCGUGGCCCGGGUUGGCCCAGCCCUAGAUCUGCCGCUGCUCAUACAGGUUAAGUCCAUUAUGUGUUUUCAUAUUCUGAAAUAAUUGUAGAAUACACUUUGUCUCUACAAUGUUAAAAAAAUUGUCUCUAUAUACCCUACUAGACAAUCAUUCACGAACUUAUCACAUAUUCAAUUUGUAAACUUGUUCUUGAUGACUUAUGUAACCCAAAGCUGAAAGACUCUUUCAACACUUGUCAUACAACUAUAAAAUCAAUACAAAUUAAGGGUAGGUUGAAAUUAAUUUAAUUGCUAGGUUUUGAAAAUAAUUAGAGAUAGGGAAUGCAGUGUUCAAAAUCGAACAACAAAUGAGUUGUAGUUUAAUGCAAAUUAAGUGUAUUAAUAAUAAUAGUGCUCUACAUUUUAAUUACCCAACCUACCACUUAUAUUCCCAUACAAAAAUUUAAAAAAAAAAGACAGUAAAAUAAUCAUUUUUUUCAAAUUUCAGGGUGUCCCUCACUAAUCACUAUCAAUUAUAUUCUUUUUAUCCAUACAUAAAUUACCACCGUGGGU